This is a messenger RNA of Alternaria arborescens, 174 nucleotides long. RefSeq lists its product as hypothetical. The coding region runs from base 1 to 174 and encodes 57 amino acids. The transcript has 3 exons. The record is from RefSeq and is a predicted model, not a curated record. Lineage: Eukaryota; Fungi; Ascomycota; Dothideomycetes; Pleosporales; Pleosporaceae.
AUGAAGUCUUUCAUCACCAUCAUCACUCUCCUUACCGCAUUCGUAGGUGCCACUCCGGCCGCGUCCUCUCAGACCAAGGCUUGCACGCGCCCUUGUUUCCCGGAAGCGACAGAGUGUGGUGAGGGCUGGGAACCUGUUCACUCUGGUGAAUGUUGGUUCUGCUGCGAAGUCUAG